UCAGAAAAAUAGAAAUCAUUUGUUUCCGAUCCCAAGGUACAAGAUUAAUUGUAGAAUUGAUUUAAAUGAAACGCAUGCGUGGCAAUGCGUUACUUUUCCCGACGCCAUAUUUGCUUCACUUGGAGACACUCUCUUACCUCCUGUAUAUUUGGUAUACAAGUACAGGUGUAUUAGGCGUCGGCAACGGGGAUGUGCGUAUUGACAGUGUGUGGUUCCGCUUCUCUUUGUAUUGGAUUACUGCACCUGGCUUGACACCAUGACGUUUUCUGUUUAGUAUACAUAACUGACACAAUUGCCGUGCAGUGGCCACACCGCGUGGCUUUCAGUACGCUUAGGUUAGUAAUUCAGUGUAUCGUAGAAGUAUAGCAGAAUGCCUUAUCAUUUUCGUAAUACAAACGGCAGAUUUGCCAAGAGAAAUGUAGCGGAUAAGAAAUUGAAAGCUUUGACGAGUAUGUCAAAAGCUAAAAAGAAGCGUGUCGAGACAGCGUGGAAAGAAAGCAAUGCUUGCGAAGGAAGACGUAUCGUUGAACUAAAAGAAUUAGGGAAGAAUUUGAAGUGUUGCAAGUGUAGUGAAGUUUUAAGUUUGGAACGAGUAACGGAUGAAAAACGUUUAGGCCUGCACUCUGUUUUAACUGUCGCUUGUCAUAAAUGCGAAACAAUAACUUCGGUCCGUACAGGGAAAGUUAAACACUCCGAUAGUCACAAUUCCGACGAUAUCAACAAGACAGUUGUAUUCGGCGCUGUACACGCUGGUAUAAGUUGCGCUGCAUUGAAUCAAUUACUUGCCAGUUUGGAUAUACCUGAUAUAUCAAAUGAUUUAUAUAAACGGUAUGAACCAGUUAUAGGAUUAACAAUUCAAGAGGCAGAAGAAAAUGGUUGUAAACAAGCUACAGAGGAGAUGCCACGUCUAGUAGUGAAAAGUAUCCAAAAGCUUUGUGAAGAAUUGUCGGAAAAUAAACAGAAGAUAGAGUGAAGUAAGGUUGAAGAUCUUGCGGAGCUUAAAGAAUACAUAAGGAGUUAUGAUAACUUCUAUGAGAAGAUAUUCAUCUAGCGCGCUGCCAAUGUCGUGCUUUCUUGUGACCCAAAUGACGAAGAAGAACUUUAUUAUUUAAGAGAUAUUCAUAACAAUCUUGUAACUGUAAUGUCCAUUAUUUUUGCCAGGUUUAUUUAAAAAAAUAAACAAGAUAAUUUGAACUUUACUCGUGAUCAUAUUUCAAAUAUUUAUUUCUAAAACAUCUGAUAGAAAUUUGAUUAACUAAGUAUCCAGUACAACUUAAAAAUCGUCAAAUCGAAACCAUAUAUUUGUCGCAGAUGUAUAGAACGAAAAUUGGUUAUAUUUUUAAUAUUCUACCAAGUUUUCUAUUAAAUAUCGAUUUUUUGAAUCCUCUAGUUUCGAAUAUUCGAUUAAAUAUGUUCGAUUUUCGGUCUAAAGGUGUACUUAGCCGCUAUCCCUGUGGGAAAUGACUCCGACAUCGCAAACGGUUUCAUCGGGAGUCUGAGGACCUGUUGAUAGUGAAGUUUUCAUGUGUUCCACAUUGUACCCGGUGUCCUGUUUUAAUUUAUAAGUAGUUAUUUGUUUAUACUUGCGAGGGAAUUUGCUAUCGAUAAAGACAAACUUUAACGAUUGAAGAUAGAUCAGCAUUAAGGUUGAACGGAAUUGUAUCGUAUGUCACAUUAAAAAAAAAUUUAUAAUCAAGGAUUUUAUAUGAAUUGCAAACUUUUAUGGUAAUUUCAUAUAAAGAGUUUCAAGGAAUUUUUGCGUAUAGAUCGUAAUUUAUCAUAAUUAAUUUGUUAUUAAAAGUAGAAUCACGCAAUGUAUCGUGUGCAUAAAAUGUAUUGUAAACGUAUGUACGAAACUUUUCUUCAGUUUGAUUUCUUCAUUUCAUGAUUUUUAAAUAAACAUCAUGUCACGCGGUCAAAAAUUGUUUCUCUUACAGU
Molecule: messenger RNA, 1938 nt
Organism: Hylaeus anthracinus
Lineage: Eukaryota; Metazoa; Arthropoda; Insecta; Hymenoptera; Colletidae
Exons: 3
Coding region: 371-973 (200 amino acids)
Source: RefSeq, a predicted model, not a curated record